Magallana angulata is the source of this 2911-nucleotide messenger RNA. RefSeq lists its product as uncharacterized. Gene Ontology annotation, molecular function: nucleic acid binding. The coding region runs from base 1385 to 2911 and encodes 508 amino acids. Lineage: Eukaryota; Metazoa; Mollusca; Bivalvia; Ostreida; Ostreidae. The record is from RefSeq and is a predicted model, not a curated record. The transcript is spliced from 3 exons.
CUUGUAAAAAAUAUUCAAAAAAAAAUAUCAGGUACCUGUGUAUAAAUGCUAUAUAUACAUCUUGAUCUUGAUAUAUAUAAGAUAAUUACAUUAAUGUGCAAAAAGCAUUCUUUAAUCAGAUCAGUUAAUUUGCAUAAACAAACUGCAAGGGAAAUAACAGCUUUAAAAUUUUAUUUCAAUGAAGGGUUUGAAAUUUAAAAACAUAUUAAAAAUGAGCAAUCAUUGAAUAAUAUUCAUCAUAAAUCAAAAUUUUCACAUAUUAGAAAAAUUGCAAGUGCCAACAUCUGUUUUCCAUGAAAAAUACUUUAAAAUAGUAAAGGGAAAAAAAGAAAAACUGAUAUUCUUUGGUUUUUGAGUGUAUAUUCAGGUGUACUAUCAUACAGAGAGUCAGACUGAAUAUAUUUUCAACAAACAUAAGAUACUUGUCCUGCAAAAUUUAAUUUGUAAUGAAUAGAAUAAACUGGAAUACUAUAAACAGGUAUACACCAUGGAGCAUUUUUCUCAAAAUGAACAAUGCAAUUUGACAUAUUUUAAAAUAAAUUUAAAAUAAAGAUACUCCUCCCCCCACACAUUUUUGGGGACAGUUUAAAAAAAAGUAAGCUUAACCUAUAGAACAAAAUUUUAAAAAGGUUAAAUUGGCAAGGAUUUUUAUUUUCACUUUCAAGGUCUGGGGUGCCAACCAAGUUCCUAGUAUCACUGUGAACUUUUUAACAUAGCUGUUUAUUACUUACCGGUAUAUCUAUGUUUGAAAAAGGCAAAUUGAUCCGAUUCAGAUAUAUGAAGAUAACAGUGUGUUUAAUGUUAAAAUCAUGCAAUCUUAAAGCGUGUGCAGUAAUGAAUUUGACAUCAUUAAAAUGCUCAAUAGAAUUCGAUGUUUUUUGCUUUUCUGUAGGUUAAUUUUAUACAUGAUUAGGUAUUGAAUCAAAUGAAUACAGUGGCGUCGGAAGCAAAUUGAAAGUGGGGGGGGGGGGGGGCUAGACUAAUCAUCAGAAAUCUGACAAGCAAAAAAAAAAACCUAAUUCCCAAAAUCAUGAAAAUUCUAAUCCGUUUGGGAGGGGUAUAACUAUUACUCCAAAAAAGAAUCUUACCUACCAAAAAUUUUUUUUCUCCAGAAUCAUGAAAAAUUCCUAAUCCGUGGGUCCAAUUUUCAAUAUCACUUUUGAUAUUUUAUUUGAUAUUUAAAUUUAUGAGCAAUUAUGCUUGCUGCGAGAAGAAGUGGGGGUGGGGGGGGGGUGGCCCCUCCCUGAUGCUAUAUGCCUAAUGGUUAGGACUAACUUUGCAAACGCCCCCAGCCCCCUAGUGUUCUAGUGUUCUUAAUCUAAAACAUGCAUGUUCUUUUCUACAGCCUACAGAUCUUUUAAAGAAGAUAUUUGAGCAUUUUACCAUGGAAUGCAAGCAGGGGAGGGUGAAGAAUAUCAAAAACCCUUUGAAAAGACUCUCACUCGCAACUGGAAUAUCUGAGAAUACUCUAAAGAGAAAAGUUAUGCAAGACCCAGUUGAUAUGGUGGUGGAGGAUUUGCAAGUCCCUGCUCCAAAGAAGAAACCUGGACCCGAUAGGAAGCUGGAUGACUUCGAUGCAGACCUGGUGAAGAGGACCAUCCAUGACAUGCAGUUGAAGGGCCAGUACGUUUCAUUGCGCCAACUGUCGGAUGUUCUGGUAGAAAAGGGAGUCAGGCUCUUCAAGUCUUCAUUGGGGAGACUCGUGAAGGAUCUUGGGUUCAGGUUCUACAAAGCAGGUUCCAACCAACGCUACAUUGGAGAUCGGAAUGACAUCGUAAGUAUGCGACAUACUUACCUGAGGUCCAUUAGGAAGUUUAGAGAGGAGGGUCGUCCUAUUGUGUAUUUGGAUGAGACUUGGUUGAACACCAAUCAUGUAGCAAGGGGAGAUUGGGUGGACUGUCCUAGGACAUCUACCUCUGCCUUUGAGUCACAUCGUGGAGGUCAUGGGCGUUUUGUCCCAUCUGGGAAAGGCUCUCGUCUGAUAAUUGUGGAUGCAGGUUCUUCGGCUGUGGGCAUGAUCCCGGGAUCUGCUCUCAUUUUCGAGUCGAAAACAGGCAACCAGGAUUAUCAUGAUGAGAUGAACUCGGAAAACUUUACGAAGUGGUUCACUGAGCAGUUGCUCCCUAACCUACCGGCUAAUUCAGUCAUAGUGAUGGAUAAUGCUUCCUAUCACAGUCAUCUGGAUCCUGAGUCUAAGUGUCCGACUUCGUCGACACCGAAGGCCGAGAUCCAGUCUUGGCUUGAUAGAAAGGGUAUCCAUUACGCCCCGGGAAUGAUCAAGGCUGAAUUGAUCACAUUGGUGAAGCAACAUAAGCCUCGUCCUAAAUAUGUUAUAGACGAUUUGGCUUCAAAGGCAGGUCACACAGUUUUGCGUCUACCUCCCUAUCACUGUGAGCUUAAUCCUAUUGAGUUGGUCUGGGCUGAAUUAAAAAGUUUCGUCGCCAGGAGCAAUUCCACAUUUAAGAAAGAUAAAGUGAAGGAACUCUUUAAUCAGGCUAGAUCAACUUAUGGGGUUGAGAAGUGGCGUAAGGUAGAGAGUCAUGUGAUAAGAGAGGUCGAAGAAAAACUGUGGAAACUCGACGGAGUCCAGGAUGAGGAGGUUGCUCCUGUGGUCAUAGACUUGACGGACUCGGAAGACAGUGACAGUGACAUGGACACAGAUUCUGGUGAUGACGAAAAUGACUCUGACUCUGACGAAUCCAUGGGCUUCGUUGAGGAGUCUGACAAUGAAGUCACUUGUUGCAUAUGUGGUGAUUACAAUGCUCCUGGAAAGUCUCGAAAGAUUGUUUGGGUUGAGUGUGAGGUGUGUAAGAGGUGGAGUCACCGCAUAUGUACCAAGCCCUCUCUAAAGUCAGGUAAGUGUGUCCAAUGUUGGAACGCUUUGUAUGGACUGAAUCCAGCUCCUUCAUGA